GGCCGGAAGAAACAAAAUUUCCCUCGUAUAUUUUUCAUUUUCCGCCACAAGGGGUUUUUGAAGUACAGCAAACAAAGUCGAUUUUAGAGACUUCUCGUUCCCAUUUCAUAAUCGAAUCGAAGUUUAGGAAUGGCAGAGGAAGCUGCGAAUUCAGAAAUCCUAGGUCCGGCUUUGGAGGAGACACCAAAUUCAGUCGAAGCGACAAUUGAAUCAGGCCCUCAAGGAGGGACGGAGUCUUCGUGCAACAACAACAACGUUGAGAGUUCUGGUCUGAAGUCCGAUGGAGAUCGGGAGAAGUCAUUGGAGUACGUGGAUGAGUUGAUGGAGCGAGGCUCUAAAGCUGAGAAAGAGCGGGACUAUGCUGAAGCGACCGACUGCUUCAGUCGUGCCCUAGAAAUCAGGGCUGCACAAUAUGGUGAACUUUCUCCUCAAUGCGUCAAUGCAUAUUAUAAAUAUGGAUGUGCCUUGCUGUACAAAGCUCAAGAAGAGGCUGAUCCAUUGGUCGCUGUGCCCAAGAAAGAGGGGGAAUCUCAGCAAGAUUCCAAUAAAGACGGAUUUGUUCAGAGUGCCAGUAAUGGUGAGUCUUCUGCAGCUGCUUCAAGUAAUGCCGAGCAAGAUGGAAAUUCAAAUCAUCAUGAAGGAGGGCUCAGUGAGGGAUCUUAAGACGAAGAGGAAGAUUGGUACGGGGCAUGAAGUAGGUGGCUUAUAUUACUUUGAUUUUGAUUCACCUACUCGGGCUUUACAGAUCCCGUUGUCUCCUUUUCAGUGACAUUGUCGUCUUGGACAUCCCUCUCUCCAAAAUCUGAAGCGUCAGGUUUCCAGUUUUAGUUUUGUGCCGUCUUUGUCUUGUGAAGCUUGUCAACUGAGUAAGCAUCACCGUGUGUCAUUUCAGUCUCGAG
Ilex paraguariensis (yerba mate) is the source of this 899-nucleotide messenger RNA. Lineage: Eukaryota; Viridiplantae; Streptophyta; Magnoliopsida; Aquifoliales; Aquifoliaceae. The record is from the annotation of a GenBank genome assembly.